AUGAGUUCCUACUUUGUAAAUCCUCUUUUUUCCAAGUACAAAGGCGGUGAAUCGCUGGAACCAACUUACUACGACUGCAGAUUUCCACAAAGUGUAAGCAGGAGCCAUGCUCUGGUUUAUGGUCCGGGCGCUACCGCUCCCAGCUUCCAACACCCUUCACACCAUGUCCAAGAGUUUUUCCACCAUGGAACCUCCAGCAUCUCUAACUCUGGAUACCAGCAAAACCCAUGCGCCUUGGCGUGUCACGGAGACGCGUCUAAAUUCUAUGGAUAUGAAGCUCUACCAAGGCAGUCGCUUUAUGGUGCCCAGCAAGAGGCGGCCGUUGUACAAUAUCCUGACUGUAAAUCGUCUUCCAACAGUAACUCUAGCGAGGGACAAGGCCAUUUAAAUCAAAAUUCGUCUCCCAGUCUCAUGUUCCCAUGGAUGAGACCACACGCUCCCGGAAGGCGCAGUGGCAGGCAGACUUACAGCCGGUAUCAGACCCUGGAGCUAGAAAAAGAGUUCCUCUUCAACCCUUAUUUGACACGGAAGCGGCGGAUUGAGGUCUCUCACGCCCUGGGACUGACGGAGAGGCAAGUGAAGAUAUGGUUCCAGAACAGGAGAAUGAAAUGGAAAAAAGAAAACAACAAAGACAAGCUCCCGGGGGCCAGGGACGAAGAGAAAACCGAGGAAGAAGGGAAUGAAGAAGAGGAAAAAGAAGAGGAGGAAAAAGAAGAAAGCAAGGACUGAUUUCUCAGCUCCUUGAAGUCUCGUUUUAUGGCAGAUGAUAAAUCGAGAUGUUUACGACGGUCAUUCGCUUUUAUAGAGUAUAGAAUGGAGAGCCUCACACAGCAGUAACUACC
Chelonoidis abingdonii (Abingdon island giant tortoise) is the source of this 842-nucleotide messenger RNA. RefSeq names its product homeobox C8 (gene HOXC8). Gene Ontology annotation, cellular component: nucleus. The record is from RefSeq and is a predicted model, not a curated record. NCBI's taxonomy places the organism in Eukaryota, Metazoa, Chordata, Testudines, Testudinidae. Gene Ontology annotation, molecular function: RNA polymerase II transcription regulatory region sequence-specific DNA binding; DNA-binding transcription factor activity, RNA polymerase II-specific. Gene Ontology annotation, biological process: regulation of transcription by RNA polymerase II.